Brugia malayi is the source of this 576-nucleotide messenger RNA. RefSeq lists its product as uncharacterized. The transcript is spliced from 6 exons. The record is from RefSeq and is a predicted model, not a curated record. Lineage: Eukaryota; Metazoa; Nematoda; Chromadorea; Rhabditida; Onchocercidae. The coding region runs from base 1 to 576 and encodes 191 amino acids.
AUGAAGGAAAUGAAUGCUCUGUUGAAGAAUGCCAUUGAAAUUAUUAAAAAAGCACGUAAGUCAUUGGAACGUCAAAAUGAAGUGAAUAUAGCGAUCGAAGCUGAAUUUUCAAAUUUCAGCAGUGAAAUCAAUCGAGAAUUUAAUAAAUUGUAUAAUAGAAUUUGCAAAAUCAAGAGAGAUUAUAAGAAUCGAAUUGAAUUUUUGAAAAGCAUGUGUCAGCAUUACACUAAUAACUUAUCACAUCGAAUGAAUGAAUUAGCAUUUGAUGAAAUGGAAAUUUGGCAGAAAUUGAAUAAACUUGAGUGGGAUAUAAUUAUUCUUCAAUGUGUUGGACGAUCACUUAUUGAAGCAUCGACAUCUUAUUUAUCGGAAAUUUAUUUUGAUAAUAUUGAACAGACGCUUCAUAAAACGAAAAAGAAUCUUACUCAAAUUGACAAUAUUGUUGCCAAUAAUUAUAACCUUUCUAUUGCAUAUGGUAUUACUUUAUCGCCGGUACCAUCCGUAUUUGCAUCAGAAAUAUCGGUUGAUGAUAACAAGGUCAAUGUUUCUCCUGUAUGGAAAGAAACUGUACAUUAG